AUGAUUCCAAACUGGUACAAAGCCCUCUGGGCAUGGUUCCUCCUAGCCUCCGUCGCACAGGCCCAAUUCAACUUCUUCGAGCAAAUGUUCGGCGGGAACCAAGGCCAAGAGCGCCAGCAACAGAACCAGAAUGCCCCCAGCGACAGCAGUCGAUACCAGAAGGCGUGGGAUGCAUGUGAGUACACUUUUCUCUUACAUGGAAAUAUGGAUAUAUCGCUAACCGACGCCCUCUCUUCCCGCUUUACAGCAAAAUGCGACCACUACCUCUGCCCCGGAACUCUUGCUUGCGUUCAUUUCCCACACCACUGCCCAUGUCCGCACCCCGAUGUCGAAGAGAAGGUAGAGCUGGGCGAGGGGAGUUCCAUUUGCGUGUCCAAGGGCGGGUUUAAGGACGGGGAGGCGGCGCGGAAGAUCGAGUUGGCUCGCAAGGGAGCUCUACAUGGCGUUAUCGACGAUAACCUAGCUUCGUCAUCGCAAUUGCCGCCUUCAACCGUCCGCAUUUCUUCUCCGCCCACCACCUCCAAGAAGUCCUCGCUCUUUCAACUACAUCGACCAGACCCUAUCAUGUGGGCUGUAAAACGCCGGCCACCCUCUAUGCGAUGGCCAAUCCCCAGUCGAGCUCUCUCGAGCAUCCGCGGACGCGGCGUACGGCGCGGUCCUCGCAACAGCAUCACCCGCCCAGAACCCAUCCUGCCAGCUCGAAGAGAAGUAGAGACACCAUCGCAGCCAGAUCCUACAAGUCCCCAACCGCAAGAUGCUCACAAUCCCCACUACGACCCCUCGCAAAACACACUCCUCGCACCUGUGCAUCUACCAGAAGAUCCCAACGGCGUGCUCAAGUCAGCUCACCCGGCCACGAACAUCCUGGCGAACUCGGGGCUUGUCAUCCAGCGGCAGUUGGAGAUGAUGAAUGUUAUGAUUGGUUUCGAGCAAGCGAACAAAUAUGUUAUCAUGGAUGCGCAGGGAAACCACGUCGGGUACAUGGCGGAACAAGAAAAGGGCAUGGGAAACAUGAUGGCGCGCCAAUGGUUCCGAACACAUCGGAGUUUCGUGACGCAUGUGUUUGAUCGGCACGAGAACGAGGUCCUUCGGUUCCACCGUCCAUUCUCUUGGAUUAACUCCCGAAUCCGAGUCUAUGAUCCUCUCGAUCUCACUCCGAGCGCACCUUCAUCCUCCACCGCUCUACAGGCAUCAAAUGCCCAAGUAUCUCCACUCAGUUUUGAUGAGAUGCGAAUCAUCGGUGAAGCACAGCAGCAGUGGGCUCCCCUGCGACGAAAAUACAACCUCUUUACAUAUCACCCCUCCCCAAAUCGGUCGACGGAUAUGGGCACCCAACGAUUUUCUCUAUCCGAGUCUGAUUUGUCCCAAACGCAGCAGAUGCAACUGGCGCAGACAUCAACUCAAAACGAGGGCGCAUACAAUCAAUUCGCCUAUGUCGACGAACCGUUUCUUUCUUGGGACUUUUCGCUUCUAUCUGCCGAGAACCGACUAAUUGGAUCCGUGAACCGCAACUUUGUAGGCUUUGCGCGUGAGCUCUUCACAGAUACUGGGGUGUAUGCAUUACGCAUGGAUUCCGCAGGACUGAGAGACGACCAGCUGGCGCCUAGCCAGGGAACCCCGGAGGCAGGAAUGACUCUGGACCAGCGCGCGGUGAUGCUGGCCACGGCUGUGAGUGUCGACUUUGACUACUUCAGUCGCCAUAGCGGCGCAGGUGGUGUCGGGUUCAUGCCGCUCUGGUUCCCCGGUGUCGGGGGCGAGGCGGCCGCAGGUGGAGGUGCGGCUGCUGGGGGUGCCGCGGCCGGCGAAGCUGGCGCAGUGGGUGUUGGUGAAGCUACCGCUGGUACUCUCGGUCGCGCCGGUGCUGCGGGUGGAAUGGCAGAUGGUGCGGCCGCGGGGGCUGCUGGCGCCGGGGCGAUGGCUGGAUACGAAGCUAUGCAACGGGGUGUGUCGGGAGAUCAGACGCAGGCUUCGUCCUCCGAACAACCCGGGGUGCCUCCAGCAGACCAGCCAGCACCCGGACAACCGGGCUUUUAUGAAGAUGUGUGGCCGGAGGAGCGACAGGAAGAUCCUUGGGGCCGCGACGAGGAUGAUCCGUGGGGAGGAGGUGAAUCCGGGGGAGAGGGAGGCGAUGACUUUGACUGGUUUUGA
Molecule: messenger RNA, 2148 nt
Organism: Penicillium lagena
Lineage: Eukaryota; Fungi; Ascomycota; Eurotiomycetes; Eurotiales; Aspergillaceae
Product: scramblase family protein
Exons: 4
Coding region: 1-2148 (715 amino acids)
Biological process (GO): plasma membrane phospholipid scrambling
Cellular component (GO): plasma membrane
Molecular function (GO): phospholipid scramblase activity
Source: RefSeq, a predicted model, not a curated record